Molecule: messenger RNA, 3271 nt
Organism: Caenorhabditis auriculariae
Lineage: Eukaryota; Metazoa; Nematoda; Chromadorea; Rhabditida; Rhabditidae
Source: the annotation of a GenBank genome assembly
AUGACGGAGACGUGCAGUCUCCUCUCGGUCAACCAGUCGGACUACGGCGCUGCGGCGUCGAUGGCCCAGUCGGCCCUCGAUUCCGUUGAUCCCAUCACUCUCACCUGGCAGAACAUCAGGUUCUUCCGCUUCCCUCGACCUAUCGAUUUCCUUUUCCAGUGUCAAUGCCAACGGAUCCUCCAAGAAGAUUCUCCAAGGAGUUUCAGGCAUCGCGAAACCAGGUCAACUGAUGGCUUUGAUGGGCGCCAGGUUAUCCAUCUUUUGAAAAUAAAUUAUCGAAGCUUUAGUGGAGCUGGAAAGACAACGCUGCUGAACAUGCUGCUCGCGAGGAACCUCAAAGGCCUUUCGACGGAUGGAAACGUCAGAGUGAACGGCGUCGAGGUGAGGAAAUCUUUCCCGACACUUCAUCCGCUUCUGCAGCUCGGAAAGAAAAUCACUUCGAUCUGUGGCUACGCUCAGCAGGAAGAGCUGUUUGUGGCCACGCUGACUGUGAAGGAAUACCUCAAUAUUCAGGUUGGAAGUUCCAAGACACUCUUUUGAGUUGUUUCCAGGCUCGACUCAGGGUUGACGGAAAUGAGGAGAAGCGGAAUCGACGUGUCUCUGGCGUCAUCAGCCAACUCGGACUUGUCAAGUGUCAGAACACGCGGAUCGGUCAGGUCGGCGUCAAGAAAGGCAUCUCUGGUCGGUUUUCGACUUUUCCUUCUCCCUACAACUCCAGAAUCAGGAGGAGAAGCUCGUCGGCUGACUUUUGCUUGCGAGUUGCUGUCCAACCCGGCGUUGUUGUUCUGCGAUGAGCCGACCACCGGCCUUGAUUCUUUCAUGGCGGAAAGCGUCGUCCAGGUGCUCAGUCGCCUUGCCAAGUCUGGCAGGUUUGACAGCUGAAUUUUUUUUUGUCUCAGAAUUUGAAAUAGUUUUUACCAUUUAUUUACUUCGCCUAACUUUUUUCUUCGUAAUUUCGGAACAAUAAUUUUCCUUUAAAAACGUGGAAGAGUCUUUAUAGUAAUUUGUCACCUUUUUCUCUCAAAAAAAAUUAUGUCUUUUUUUGAAUAAUAUUCACCUCUAAUUUUUUCAAAAUACGGCUACUUCUUACUGAAUUUUUUUUUUGAUUGCACUUUUCUCUCUUUCCCUGAGUCAAUUAGAGCAAUAGAUUUUUUCAAUCAAAUUAAUAAGAUAGAUGGGUUUUUUUAACUGAAACUUAGGAAAAAUAAUGGUUUUGUUUUUCAUGAAAGGUUUCGAUAGUUUUCUUCAGAACUGUGAUUUGCACGAUCCAUCAACCGGCCUCGCAGCUUUACCUGAUGUUCGACCGCGUCAUGUUCCUCGGUAAGUCCACGGCCAAAUGCCAUACUCAGCCUAAGCCUUCAGCCGGAGGACGGACGGCUUUCCUGGGUUCGCCACGAGACGCCAUCCAGGUUUUUCUUCAUCAAGUGCAGAUUGAAACUCUUUCCGACAGUUCUUCGAGAAGUGCGGCUUCCCUUGUCCCCAUAACUACAAUCCGGCCGACCUCAUCAUUCACAAACUGGCAGUCAUUCCCAACGAGGAGACCGAGUGCCGCGACCGCAUUUCCACAAUUUGUGACAAGUUUGCCACCAGGUAACCGAAAUUCUCGUCUCUCGAAGCUGCAAGCGGACAUUUCAGUGAGUAUGGUCAGAUUCUGGAGUCAGACUUGCGGUCGAGCACGACGACGGGGACGCCGCCAGUGGGCCGUCGGAAAGUUGGCGUCGCUACGCAGAUUUCAGCUCUUCUGCGGAGGUUUGAGUAAUUGGAAAUCAUGAAAAACCCAUUUCUAACUUCUUCAUACAGAAAAGCUAAACUUAAUCUCUCAAUAACUUUGACUUUUUUUCUCUAAUUUUAAAAGUUUUGUGAUGCCGCUUUCAAAGCCAUAGUCCGUCCGUCUCGACUUGACAGUUUUCGAGUGUCUGGGUCUCUCUGUUCCCUCACCGGCGAGGGCAGAGAAACAUGGAAAUAGCGGGUCAACAAGAGAGGGUCUUCGAGAGACUAAGAGAGCCCAGAGAAGUCCCGCCCUCGCGAAAAAUGGACUUUACCUUGAUAAAUCUGAGUAAAAGCGGCGAAUUAGAUUGAUGGAACCACUUUAGAAUACUUACCAAAAAUAUUUAACAAAAAGCCCUAGUAUCUAUUUUGCCGCACGAGUCGAAUCAGCUCUGAUUAUGACAUAAAUAUCUAGAAGAUUUAGUUUUGAAAAAAAUUGAAAAUCUCUUCGAAACUAGAUUCAUUCAGAGCGCUCAUCGAUACGUGGCGAAAUCCAUCACUGACUCGAGCGAAAAUCAUUCAAAAAACAAUCAUGGGCCUAUUCAUUGGUCUUCUGUACCUACAGGUUCCCUUAAAAACGGUCCUUGCAUCGUAUUUCUGUUCAGAGUCCCUUAACGUCGGUCGGCAUCAGCAACCUCAACGGAGCACUUUUCUACCUCGUCUGCGAACUCACCUAUUCGACAAUUUUCGGUUCGAGAAGUCGACUAUCCCUACAUUUCAGAUUGUAGGAAUAUUGAACUUCCUUCCGACGGAUUUUCCCCUCGUUUCUCGCGAAUACCACGACGGCCUGUACUCGGUGUUCAGCUACUACAUCGCCCGCUGUAUUUCAUAUUUGCCGUUGUUCACUGCCGAUGGACUGGUGAUGCUGCUGACGAGUUAUUGGCUGGUCGGCUUCUCGAGUUCUCUCUCACAGGUCUCUCAAUCUCCGCUUGCGCCUUUUACAGUAUUCAUCAGGUUCUCUACGCAUGUCUCAUCGCGUUUCUGAUCGAACAAUCGUCCUCAGCUUGUGGAAUCAUGCUCUCAUGUCUCGCUCCCUCACUUCCGGUAGAGUUUCUUCCUUGCUAGACGACCUCCCUCCUUCAGAUCGCAAUGUCAACAGCUGGACCGAUGCUGACGCUUCUUUCACUCACCGGUGGACUAUACGCCAAUGUAGGCUCUCUGCCACCAUACAUCAGCUGGAUUCAGUACCUGAGUUGGUUCAGGUUAAGAGUCAAUAUCUGCCUGAGUAAUAAGGUUUUAUUUUUGAGGUAUGGCUUUGAGGCCUUCGCCAUCAAUCAGUGGUCGAGCGUCGAUGGUCCCAACUCUACUACCUGGACUGAUAAGGUAGCUCUGAUAGAAUUUAUCCACUAAAGUAUGGGUUCAGGAUAGAGACGAGGUUUUGGCGCAGUUCUCUUUUUCGGCCGACAUGUUCUUCCCUGACAUCGGAAUCAUGACAGCGUUUGUUCUGUUUUUCUACGCUGUCGGAUAUUUCGGCCUGACCUAUCGAGUCAGUAAAGCAAGAUAA